AUGAUCUUGUCAAAGUGGCUACCCAUAUUGGGUGGCUCUCUUGCUAUCCAGGGUGCCCUCGCUAUCACACUCAACGUUGACGAUGAAAAUUCCAUCAAAUCCGCUGCCAAGACCGUCGCCACAGACAUGAUAACAUACUACAAUGAUCGAGAAUCCAAAGACAUUCCAGGAAAGUUCGACGGAACCUGGUGGGAAGGUGGAUCCAUGUUCAUGAUCCUCAUCCAGUACUGGUUCUUGACAGGCGACAGCCAGUUCAACGAUCUAAUUCAGGAGGGCAUGUACUGGCAGAAAGGCGACGACAAUUACUUCCCAUCAAAUUACAGCCAGUAUCUUGGUAACGAUGAUCAAGUUUUCUGGGGGUUGGCCGCCAUUACCGCUGCCGAACUGAACUUUCCCGAAAAAAGCGGAGAGCCUUCGUGGGUUUCGCUUGCGCAGGGUGUCUUUAACACUCAAGUUCCUCGUUGGGACACCAGCAGCUGUCAUGGUGGUUUGCGCUGGCAGAUUUGGCCUUACCAGAGUGGUUACACUACAAAGAAUGCCAUCUCCAACGGUGGAUUGUUCCAGUUGGCUGCUCGAUUGGCGCUCUAUACCAAUAAUGCGACAUACGCGAACUGGGCGGAGCGCAUCUGGGAUUGGAGCGCGACAACGCCAUUGCUCAAGAAGAACUGGAACAUUGCUGAUACAACCACCUGCGAGACCCAGUGCACUGAUCAUGGUGACUGGCAAUGGACCUAUAACUAUGGCACGUACAUCAGCGGUGCUGGUUACAUGUACAACUAUACGAAUGGCACAUCGAAGUGGAAGGAAGGUAUAGAGGGUCUAGUAGGAACGUCAAGCCAGUUCUACCCGACUCAAAAGCCGUAUGCUAGCUCCGGCGGCAAUAUUCUCACUGAAACCACAUGCGAAUCCACCUCAAAAUGUGAUCGCAACCAGAUUACCUUCAAGGCUUAUUUCUCCAGCUGGCUUGCCUUCUUAACCACCAUCGUGCCAGAUACAUCCUCAUUGAUCAUCCCGAAGCUAAAGACCUCAGCUGUUGCCGCCGCUGCAACCUGCACGGGUCUUUCGGAUGGUUCCCACUGCGGAAUUACAUGGUAUACAUCAACGUGGGAUAACACUGAUGGAUUAGAACAGCAGAUGGCUGUGUUGGGUGUUCUCAAUGCGGCAUUAGUCCCCCUCAAAAAUCAAGCGCCGUAUACGGCCGACAAGGGUGGUACGUCGAAGAGUAAUCCCAAUGCUGGUACCAACACCUCUUCCGACGUGGUCCCAGUUUUGGACAAUAUCACCAAUGGUGACCGUGCUGGUGCCAGUAUUCUAACAGUUGUUUUUGUAACGGGUUGGGCCACGGCCGUGACCUGGAUGCUUCGUGGAGGUUGA
This is a messenger RNA of Penicillium taxi, 1374 nucleotides long. RefSeq names its product glycoside hydrolase family 76 protein. Gene Ontology annotation, biological process: fungal-type cell wall biogenesis; carbohydrate catabolic process. The record is from RefSeq and is a predicted model, not a curated record. The transcript is spliced from 3 exons. Gene Ontology annotation, molecular function: mannan endo-1,6-alpha-mannosidase activity. Lineage: Eukaryota; Fungi; Ascomycota; Eurotiomycetes; Eurotiales; Aspergillaceae. The coding region runs from base 1 to 1374 and encodes 457 amino acids.